AUGGCACAUUGUUGGCAAACAGAUACAAAUCCCAGUGAAUCAAAUGAAAAACAGUACGAGCACCAAGAAUUUCAAGUAAAUCAACCUCUCUCUCCUAGCCAAGUCAGUCUGGGUUUUGAUCAGCUAGUAGAUGAGAUCAGUGGCAAAAUUCCACUCUACAAGAAUGAAAUGGAAGAAAGCUUCUUUUUUGUGCCCAGUACACCAAAUUGGGACUCAAAAAGGCAUUCAUUAGGUGAACCACACCAAAUAUCCUUGAAUGAAUUUACUUCUGAAGGUCCUGAACUCUCUUGGCAUCAAGUUAGAAAAACACCAGUAAUUGGUUUUAGUCCUUCCGUGCUACCAGAACUUCAAAAUAUGAAUCCAGAAUGCUCCUGGGGAAACUCCAUAGGAAAGUACCAUGGCACUGAUGAUUCUCAAUUCAAUACUUUUGUUGCAUCAUCUGCAAGUCUGGAUAAAAUUAACACACAAAGAGAAUUAGAACAUGAAAAUCAUAACUAUUAUAUAGGAUUUGAAAGUAGCAUUCCUCCUAUGUACUCAUCCUUCUCAACUGACUUCAUGCCAAAAGAGGAGACUAAAAAGAGUAGACAUGCGGAUAUUGUGGAACCUUCUGCAAUGCUUCUUAAGGAUCCCAAGAUGUGGGAAAGUACAUGGCUGACAACCAAAGAGCCAAUAGGUUGUUCCAUUCAGCUAGCUGAAGUACCUCAAGGCAGUAACAUGAGUCUGGCCUCCUUUUGUGAUAAAGUAAAAAAAAUAAGAGAAAUAUAUCAUGCAACUGACAUUAAUUCCAAUGCUGGGAAGAUCUGGAGUACUACUACAACAUUUCCAUAUCAGCUUUUUCCUAACACAAAGUUUAAUGUAAACAUUUUCAUGAAUAACUCAACACAGCCACUUCAUUUUAUGCCAUAUGCUAAUUAUCUUGUUAAAGACCUAAUUGCAGAAACUCUACAUUUUUGUGCAAAUGACCAGCUGUUCCCCAAAGAUUAUAGUCUAAGUAUUUGUGGCUCUGAAGAAUUUUUACAAAAUGAUCACUCUUUGGGGAGCCACAAAAUGUUUCAGAAAGAUAAAUCUGUUAUUCAACUUCAUCUUCAGGAAAAUAGGGAAGUGACAAGAAACUUAUCUCGAAAGCACGAAGAUGACCAGAGCCAGUUUUAUCUGAACCAACUUCUAGAAUUUAUGCAUAUUUGGAAAGUAUCCAGACAAUGCCUCUUAACGCUAAUCAAAAAAUAUGACUUCCACCUGAAAUACCUAUUGAAAACUCAGGAAAACACGGAUAACAUUAUUGAAGUAGUUAAAAAAAUCUGCAGUGUUCUUGGAUAUGUGGAAACCAAACAAAUUACAGAUGCUGUAAAUGAACUAAGUCUAAUUCUUCAAAGAAAAACAGAGAAUUUUUAUCAAAAUCCAGAGACUUCAGCAAAAGGCUUGAUAGACAAAGUAACAACUGAACUAUCCACGUCUAUCUACCAGCUAAUCAAUGUCUAUUGUAGAAGCUUUUAUGCAGAUUUUCAACCUGUAAAUGUGCCUGGAAGCAUUUCCUAUGAGCAUCCUGGGCUGCAUUCCCACCUUAGCUUCACAGUGUAUGCCGCACACAAUAUUCCGGAGACCUGGCUGCACAGUUACAAAGCAUUUUCUUUUUCCUGUUGGCUUACAUAUGCUGGAAAAAAGCUGUGCCAAGUGAGAAAUUACAGAAAUAUUCCAGUCAAAAAAUUAUUUUUUUUCUUGGUCAACUGGAAUGAAACGAUAAAUUUUCCUCUUGAAAUAAAGUCACUUCCAAGGGAAUCCAUGCUCACUAUAAAACUGUUUGGGAUUGUCAGUGCAACCAACACUGCAAAUUUACUGGCCUGGACUUGUUCUCCAUUAUUUCCAAAAGAAAAAUUCAUUCUCGGGUCUAUGCUAUUCAGCAUGACAUUUCAGAGUGAGCCUCCCAUAGAAAUGAUCGCUCCAGGAGUGCUGGAUAUAAGUCAGCCAUCCCCAGUGACCCUGCAGAUUGAUUUUCCAGCUACUGGGUGGGAGUAUAUUAAACCUGAUUCUGAAGAGAACAAAAUUAAUCUUGAAGAACCACCAUCAGAGUGUCUGAAACAUAUUGCCAAACUGUCACAGAAACAGUCUCCCUUACUACUCUCUGAGGAAAAGAGAAGAUACUUAUGGUUUUAUCGCUUCUACUGCAAUCAUGAAAACUGCUCCCUUCCUUUGGUCCUUGGUAGUGCCCCUGGAUGGGAUGAAAGGACUGUUUCAGAAAUGCAUACAAUUUUGAGAAGAUGGACAUUUUCUCACCCUUUGGAGGCACUUGGGCUUUUGACUUCCAGUUUUCCAGAUCAAGAAAUUCGUCAAGUGGCAGUUCAACAAUUAGACAAACUAUUGAAUGAUGAACUACUGGAAUAUCUCCCACAACUAGUUCAGGCUGUCAAGUUUGAAUGGAACCUUGAAAGUCCUUUAGUGCAACUUCUACUACACCGUUCAUUGCAAAGCAUCCAGGUUGCCCAUCGUCUUUACUGGCUGCUAAAGGAUGCACAGAAUGAAGCUUAUUUUAAAAGCUGGUAUCAGAAGCUGCUGGCUGCUCUCCAAUUCUGUGCAGGAAAAGCCUUGAGUGAUGAGUUUUCCAAGGAGAGGAAACUUAUCAAAAUUCUGGAAUAUAUUGGGGAAAAAGUCAAGUCUGCCAGUGACCAUCAAAGACAGGAGGUACUGAAGAAAGAGAUCGGCAGACUACAAGAAUUCUUUCAUGAUAUAAAUGCUUGCCACCUUCCUCUGAAUCCUGCCCUGUGUAUAAAAGGGAUUGAUCAUAACGCAUGUUCAUAUUUCACAUCGAAUGCUUUGCCAUUGAAGAUUACUUUCAUCAAUGCUAAUCCAAUGGGCAAAAACAUCAGCAUUAUUUUUAAGGCUGGAGAUGAUCUUCGUCAGGAUAUGCUUGUUCUGCAGAUUAUUCAAGUGAUGGACAACAUUUGGCUGCAGGAGGGCCUGGAUAUGCAAAUGAUCAUUUAUAGAUGUCUAUCCACAGGAAAAGACCAAGGUUUGGUACAGAUGGUGCCUGAUGCUGUGACCCUAGCAAAGAUCCACCGACAUUCUGGGCUGAUAGGACCAUUGAAAGAAAAUGCAAUCAAAAAGUGGUUCAGUCAGCACAACCACUUAAAGGCAGAUUAUGAAAAGGCCCUGAGGAACUUUUUCUAUUCCUGUGCUGGCUGGUGUGUGGUCACAUUCAUCCUGGGAGUUUGUGACCGUCAUAAUGAUAAUAUCAUGCUGACAAAGUCAGGCCACAUGUUUCAUAUUGACUUCGGAAAAUUCUUAGGUCAUGCACAAACAUUUGGAGGGAUAAAAAGGGACCGAGCCCCUUUUAUUUUUACUUCAGAAAUGGAGUACUUUAUUACAGAGGGUGGGAAAAACCCACAGCAUUUCCAAGACUUUGUGGAGCUCUGCUGUCGAGCUUAUAAUAUUGUCAGAAAGCACAGCCGGCUGCUCUUGAACCUGCUAGAAAUGAUGCUACAUGCAGGAUUGCCUGAGCUAAGUGGAAUCCAAGACCUAAAAUACGUAUAUAAUAAUCUUCGUCCACAAGACACGAACCUGGAAGCCACGAGUCAUUUUACCAAGAAAAUAAAAGAAAGUCUGGAGUGUUUCCCUGUUAAAUUGAAUAACUUGAUCCAUACACUUGCACAAAUGUCAGCCAUAAGCCCUGCCAAAUUUACUUCACAGACUUCUUCAUAGGAAUCCUGUUUGCCAAGUACAACUAGGUCAAUUCAAAGAGCAACGGUUUUAGGCUUCAGCAAGAAAUCCUGUAAUUUGUAUCUGAUCCAGGUGACACACAGUAACAAUGAAACAAGUCUGACAGAAAAAUCAUUUGACCAGUUUUCAAAACUUCACAACCAACUUCAGAAGCAGUUUGCAUCAUUGACUCUUCCAGAAUUUCCUCAUUGGUGGCACUUACCUUUUACAAAUUCAGACAACAAGAAAUUCAGAGAUCUAAAUCUUUACAUGGAACAGAUACUAAGUGGAUCAUGUGAAAUUGCAAAUAGUGAUUGUGUACUUAACUUUUUUCUCUCUGAGCCUGUGCAACAAACAACUGAAGAAUCAUCACUUAUGUACCUAGGCAA
Carlito syrichta (Philippine tarsier) is the source of this 4079-nucleotide messenger RNA. RefSeq names its product phosphatidylinositol-4-phosphate 3-kinase catalytic subunit type 2 gamma (gene PIK3C2G). The annotation marks the transcript as partial. Lineage: Eukaryota; Metazoa; Chordata; Mammalia; Primates; Tarsiidae. Gene Ontology annotation, cellular component: plasma membrane; cytoplasm; phosphatidylinositol 3-kinase complex. The record is from RefSeq and is a predicted model, not a curated record. Gene Ontology annotation, molecular function: 1-phosphatidylinositol-3-kinase activity; phosphatidylinositol binding; 1-phosphatidylinositol-4-phosphate 3-kinase activity. Gene Ontology annotation, biological process: phosphatidylinositol 3-kinase/protein kinase B signal transduction; cell migration; phosphatidylinositol-mediated signaling. The transcript has 29 exons.